Triticum aestivum (bread wheat) is the source of this 862-nucleotide messenger RNA. RefSeq lists its product as uncharacterized. Lineage: Eukaryota; Viridiplantae; Streptophyta; Magnoliopsida; Poales; Poaceae. The coding region runs from base 159 to 749 and encodes 196 amino acids. The record is from RefSeq and is a predicted model, not a curated record. The transcript is spliced from 3 exons.
CCUCAACUUUCAUCCCCUCCCGUGAGCCCCUUCAAUUGCCAAUCCACUCCUAGGUUCCUGGCCAAAUUCAGGAAGGAGAAGAUGGAUCUCAUGUGCAGUUUUUCAUCCCCACCACCCACCUGCACUCCGCCAAAAACAAACAGAAGAAAUUCCAAAACAUGGAAGGAGAUGAAUCUCACGUUCUUGUCUGGGUAGGACUCACAGAGGACGGCCGCAACAACUGGUUCCCGUACGGUGCCGUCAUGGUGCAGGACCGAGGAGGGACCGCAGCAGAGGGGCCUUCUUCCUCCUCCCCACGCCCUUCUCCUCUUCUUCUUGCACCAGAUCGAGGACUUGCUGUCGUUUCAUGUCACCACGUUCGGGUCUCGCCUGCUCGUGGGUUUUCCAUUAGCAUGCCAUCAAUCGUUGCCUCGCUGGUGAGGCCUCCCUUCUCUAUGGGGUCGCGGUGGACGAACAUACAAGUACGAUGGACGUCUGAAACACGGAUCUAUGGAAUGAUGGUGAAGCGGGUCGAUGUGUUAGAUGCACUGUGUCCAUCUUCACCGGCUGUAGCACUCCUCCUGCCAUGUUCGUCAGAUGAUCUGUCCACAAACGCCGAAUUGUCUCCAAUAGGACUUCCGGUGAUUUGUCCAAAAAUGUUGAUUCGUCUCCAACAGUCAGUUCCCCCGGAUGUAACGCCCGUCAGGAAGCGGUCAGCGUUUUUUUCAUCCGCUGUUAUCUGUCUGGAACAUCGAUCAAAGAAUACUUGAUUUUUCAAUUGCAACAAACUACAAGUUGCAGGAUGUACUACUGCUUUUCUCCUUGAAACUGGAUGAUAAAAUGAUGCCUGGGCCAAUCCUCUAGCCCAUCACUAGUAGAAAAC